Drosophila bipectinata is the source of this 977-nucleotide messenger RNA. RefSeq lists its product as uncharacterized. Lineage: Eukaryota; Metazoa; Arthropoda; Insecta; Diptera; Drosophilidae. The record is from RefSeq and is a predicted model, not a curated record.
GUUGAAGCUUUUUAUUUUUUUUUGUAUAUCUAAUUCAGAAAAAUUUUCAUAAAGUUGACACUCGAAAGCCAGCCAGAAUGAGCUCUGGAGCCCAGGAAGACAUUGUUGCCUACCAAAGCUUUUGGAGCAGGGAGCAAACGUUGAAGCUGAUCCGAGCCUACCAGGAGCAGGAUGUGCUAUGGAAUCGAGAGAAUCUAGCUUUUGCACACCGACCGGCCAGAUCGGAGGCAUGGAUGAAAAUCGCCGCAGAAAUGCAGGCUCAUGUAAUUGAGGUUAAAAAAAAAAUGAAUAGCAUGAUCCAUACUCAUCGGUUGCAUAAAAAGCGCGGCACCACCAGUCGCACCUGGUGGGCUGUUCACUUCUCAUUUCUCUCCAACCCGAAGUAUGCUAUCAACAGCAACAACAACAACAACAGCAACAACAACAACCAGCAGAAGAAUUGCAACUCUAAUGAGCACGAGAGCGAUAAGACUAAGAGUGGCUUUUCGGAGAACAGUUAUGGUUCCCUUUCCGACAAGGAUUUCGAUGAUAUAAGCAGCGAUUGUGAAUUCGUGCAGGAUAAUCCCCUGAAACGCUCCGCUUUUGUAGAGUUUUUAAGCGAAUUGGAGACUCCUGCCAAGAAACCAACACAAAUUGGUGAUAUUAAUGAGAAUUCUGUACAGGAUUUAACAGCGGAUGACCUUGAAACGGAAGAUCCAGAACAUCCUUCAGAAGAGGAGGUGGAAUAUAAGACAUUGGCAUUCCAGCAACCGGAUACAACGGAAAAGAAUCUGGAAAAUAAUGACACCGAAUUCUAUAUAAAAUAUUUGGCCUGCAAAUUGGGAAAUUAUAGUCCCCGGGUACGAAGUAUGGUUCAAUUCCAAAUCAAUAAGAUUAUAUAUCAAGCCGAUAUGCAGACAUUUCAUCAGAAUUAGUGUGGCUGUACUUGGAAAUAUCGACUGAAAAAAAAAGUGAGGUUAAGGAAAAACAAUAUAAUU